Molecule: messenger RNA, 2514 nt
Organism: Cynocephalus volans (Philippine flying lemur)
Lineage: Eukaryota; Metazoa; Chordata; Mammalia; Dermoptera; Cynocephalidae
Gene: SCLT1
Product: sodium channel and clathrin linker 1
Exons: 21
Coding region: 87-2153 (688 amino acids)
Biological process (GO): clustering of voltage-gated sodium channels; cilium assembly
Cellular component (GO): centriole
Source: RefSeq, a predicted model, not a curated record
UUUAGUUUUGUUUUCCCGCACAGUGAGCCUGUGUCUUUUGGAGGAAGGGAAAGGUGGUGAAAGCUCCAGACUAGACUUGUGUCGAAAUGGCCACAGAAAUCGACUUUCUGAGAGAUCAAAAUCAAAGACUAAAUGAAGUUCUUAGGCAGUAUCAAAUGGAAAAUUUUUCCAAAUAUUCAUCAAUACAGAAAGCUGUUGUCAAAGGAGAUGGAGAUGACACAUCAGAAAACUCAGUAGUUGACCAAAGCCUUUUAGCACCUUUUAUUACUGAGUAUGAUAAACAACGGGAAGAGCUAAAUGGGCAGCUGAAAUAUUAUCAGAAACAGGUUGGUGAGAUGAAACUACAACUUGAAAAUGUCAUCAAGGAAAAUGAAAGGUUGCACAGUGAAUUGAAAGUUGCUGAUGAAAAGCCAUUGGAGGCCCUUCCCUUUGGCACAGAGAUAGGAAAUGAAAUAUAUACAGAUGAUGAAACAGUCAGGAACCUUCAAAAACAAUUGCAACUAGCAAAUCAAGAAAAAAUUCAGGCUGUGGAACUCUGGCAGACUGUUUCUCAGGAAUUGGACAGACUGCAGAAACUUUACCAGGAACAUAUGACUGAGGCCCAGAUUCAUGUGUUUGAAAGUCAAAAACAAAAGGAUCAGCUGACCAGUUGUCAACAACUGACCAAGCAACUUCAUGUUACUAAUGAGAAUGUGGAAAUGACUAACCAACACUUUCUGAAAACAAUAACUGAACAAAAUGUGGAAAUCGAGCAACUCCGAAAACAACUUAGGCAAGCCAAGUUAGAUCUGAGAGUUGCAGCAACAAAAGUGGAAGAAUUAGCUAAAGUGACUGAAGAUCUUCAGGGACAAAUGCAAAUGAAGGAGGGAGAUAUGAUAUCUGCCCAAGGAAGAGAGGAAGCAUCAGAUAGGCGCUUACAGCAGUUACAAUCUAGUAUAAAACAAUUAGAAACAAGAUUAUGUGUGACCAUCCAAGAAGCUAACCAAUUAAGUGCAGAAAAAACACGUCUGGAAAUGCAGACCAGAGAGCUGCAAGUAAAGUGCACUGAAUUAGAAAAUGAGAAAUACGAUGCUAUUAUAAGAGCCAGAAAUAGCAUGCAACUCUUAGAAGAAGCUAACCUUCAAAAAAGUCAGGCUCUGCUUGAGGAGAAGCAAAAAGAAGAAGUUAUACAGAAAAUGAAAGAAAAAAUUUCUCAGCUUCUACAAGAUAAUGCCAUAAGAACCAAGAAAGAAGUUAUAAACACAACAAAACAAUAUAAUGUACAGAUUUCUCGAUUAACAGAAGAACUUUCUGCCCUGCAAAUGGAGUGUGCCGAAAAACAAGGCCAAAUCGAACGUGCCAUUAGGGAAAAAAAAGCGGUGGAAGAAGAACUAGAAAAGAUUUAUCAUGAUGGCAGAGGAAAUGAAAAUGAUUACAGAAAACUGGAAGAAAUGCACCAAAGAUGCCUAGUUGCAGAGCGUUCAAAAGAUGAUCUCCAGCUAAGACUUAAGAAAGCAGAAAAUACAAUAAAACAACUUGAAAUUAAUUCCUCAGAAGAGAUAUCACGUUCCCAAGAAAUGAUUCAAAAACUUCAAAAUAUAUUGGAGUCUGAGAGGGAGAACUGUGGAUUUGUCAGUGAACAGAGGCUGAAACUUCAGCAAGAAAAUGAACAGUUACGGAAAGAGACUGAGGACUUAAGAAAGAUUGCUCUGGAGGCUCAAAAAAAAGCCAAAUUAAAGAUCAGUACAAUGCAAAAUGAAUUUUCAAUAAAAGAACAUGGGUUUGAAGUUCAAUUGAGAGAGAUGGAAGAAAGUAAUCGAAAUUCCACUGUUGAACUGAGGCAUCUCUUAGCAACUCAACAAAAGGCGGCCAAUAGAUGGAAAGAAGAAACCAAGAAACUUACUGAAAGUGCAGAAAUUAGAAUCAGUAAUCUAAAGAGUGAGCUGAGUCGACAGAAACUUCAUACCCAAGAGCUGCUUUCUCAGCUGGAAAUGGCAAAUGAAAAGAUAGUUGAGAAUGAAAAGUUAAUUCUAGAGCAUCAAGAAAAAGCCAACAGACUUCAAAGGCGUCUAAGUCAGGCGGAAGAGAGAGCUGCUUCAGCCUCCCAGCAGCUCAGUGUGAUUACAGUGCAGAGAAGAAAAGCAGCCUCCAUGAUGAAUCUGGAAAAUAUUUAAAAGUAUUCAUAGUUCACUCACAGAACUUUAGAGUUGGGAAAGCUGUUGGACUAAAAGUGUAUUGAAAUGGUAAAGCCUGCAGAGAAUGGUUAAAGCUUCUGUCAUUUUGCAUAAGCAUUUUCCAUUCUGUCUUGAGGGUUAUUGGAAAACAGAACAGUGACAGCUUCCUGUAAGUAAAGAAAAUAUAAUCCUAUAUUGAGCUUCAGUGGAGAAUAAAGCCAGCUGAGAAGAACUCAUUGCCUUCAUCGAAGUGUCUAUUUUUUAAUUCCCCUUUUCCCCUUGGAAGACCAUAAUAAUUUUCAAACUCUGCUAAUCAUGAGAAAGAGGUUUUAAGAAAAUUCUAGAAUUUAAUAUUUCAGGU